AAUGGUGUAACAGAAAUAAAAUCACCAUAAAUCAUCAUGAAUGCGAUUUUUUAGCAUUGAGUCCAGGAAAAAAAUAAAGUUUUGAUAUUAUGAAAAUCUACUUUUUCUAACUGCAAUGCAUAGUGCUAUCAGGUCUAACAUCCAUACGCAGCACAAACGUUCGGCAUCAUCCAUGAAUUCGAAGUACAGGCGGAGAUAGCAGCAUUACCUGGCUACUUCCUAUGGCAAGACCCCUGUUUCAAGAUGGCAGCGGUUUUGACGCAUGCUUAGAACCCAAAGGCGACAUCUUGUGAACAUAUCUAUGGUGGACCGCUAGAUGCCGUUAAAGUCCCACAUGACACCUUUAAUGUCCCAACACUAAACCUUUAAGGCAGGGGUGCCCAAACUCGGUCCUGGAGGGCCACUGUCCUGCACUGUUUAGCUCCAGCCUCCAAUCAAACACACCUGAAGUGAAUUAGGAUCUUUCUAAGCAUACUAGAAACUUCCAGACACCAGCCCUGCAGGACAGAGUUUGGGCACCCCUGCUUUAAGGUGUGUGGAGACAAUAAUUUGACAAAAAGGAUAUUUAGGAAUCUGGGAUUUAUUUUUAUGCAAAAAUGCAUUUAAAACAAAAACUUACUGAUAAGAAAGCAUACACUAACUACAAUUUUAUCUGUUAUUCAUAUUUGUUGAUUCUCUUUUGUGGUAAUAUUUUGUAGUCAUUGUCCAUGUCUUUAUUAACUCUGCACGUGCUAUGUGUAUUUUUUUUAUUCUAAAGCUUCAGGUUUAACUCCAAACACAUCAAUGCAACAUGCAUAAACAUUUUUCUAUGAAUCUUUAAUGAAAUAUUUAAAUCAAGAAAGUGUGAAAAUGUUGAUUGUUUAAACUUUUGGCCACUACUACAUAAAGAAUCAAGCAUCUUUAAAAACAUUUGUGAAAAAUGUAAACAAUACCUUUGAAAUACUUGAGCAAUGCACAGGUCUGUCUGUUUGUUCUCUUUAUUUCUUUCAGAUGACUAUGGAUAAAUCUCACCAACUGCAAAUACGAGAGUGUGCGCCGUGCGUCUCGCAGAUACGGGCUAAGAGAAGCCGCAGAGGGAGAAGACUGGACCUUGUUUUGGACAGACUGCUCUGUCUCACUGGAUAGGGUCAUGGAUAUGAAGCGUUACCAGAAAAUCAAUCAUUUUCCUGGCAUGAGCGAAAUCUGCAGGAAGGACUUGCUUGCACGAAACAUGAACCGUAUGUUGAAACUUUUUCCAAAGGAGUACAACAUUUUCCCCCGCACGUGGUGCCUCCCUGCUGAUUAUAGUGAUUUUCUUGCCUACACCAGAGCCAAAAAGCACAAAACUUACAUCUGUAAGCCAGAUUCAGGUUGCCAAGGUCGUGGUAUCUAUCUUACAAAGUCCAGUAAAGAAAUUCGGGCAGGAGACGAUAUGAUCUGUCAGGUGUACUUAUCUAAGCCAUUCAUCAUUGAUGGGUUCAAGUUUGACCUGCGGAUAUAUGUGCUGGUAACCAGCUGUGACCCUUUCCGCAUCUUCAUGUACGAAGAAGGCCUGGUUCGAUUCUGUACAACUCAAUAUAUUGAGCCUACUAGCAGCAAUUUGGAAGAUGUUUGCAUGCACUUAACUAACUAUGCCAUCAACAAGCACAGUGAAAACUUCAUACGAGAUGAAGAUACAGGCAGCAAACGGAAACUCUCCAGCUUCAGAAAGCACAUGGAAGCCAUGAGUUAUGAUACAGAGAAGAUGUGGGCAGACAUCGAGGACGUCAUCAUUAAGACAUUAAUAUCGGCUCAUCCUGUUCUCAAACACAACUACCACACCUGCUUCCCCAAUCAUGCAUCUGGCAGUGCUUGCUUUGAGAUCCUGGGCUUUGAUGUGUUAUUGGACCAUCGACUUAGGCCUUGGCUUCUUGAGGUCAACCAUUCUCCCAGCUUUACCACAGACUCCCGUCUGGACCGGGAGGUGAAGGACGACCUGCUUUAUGAUACAUUGGUGCUGAUAAACCUGGGAGCCUGUGACAGGAGGAAGAUCACAGAGGAGGAGAGGCGUAGGGUAAAAGAGAGACUGCAGCAGAACCGUUCUAAAGAGGCCAGGACUGAGGAGCUUCGACAGUCGCAGGCUGCUAAUAUGGAGCAGAUGGAGAGAUACGAGGCAAAACACAUGGGUGGAUUCCGACGGAUUUUUCCGAGAGAGGGAGGAGAGAAAUACGAAAAGUAUUUCCAACACAGCGGCUCUCUAUUCCAGGAGACUACAGCAUCAAAAGCUAGGGAGGAGUGUGCCAGGCAGCAGUUGCAGGAAUUGCGUCUGAAGCAGGAGCAGAAAGAAUGGGAAAAGAAGGGCUCACGUAAGCGAGAUCUUCAAGGUGAAUCUGCUGGCGAAAAAGUAAAGCCAAGAAGAAUUCAGGUUCAGCCCACACAUCCAAACCCAAAUUCUCUAUCAACUAUGCCAGAACGUCCAGUCCAGAAAGGAGAGACAACUGUUGCUUUUGAUCUGUCAGAAGAAGAGGAGGCAGAGAGAGUCAGUGAGCUUCACCAACGAGAGACCCUGCUUCUGAACAUGGGUGUUGUUAACAAGGUCCGCCAGCUACUUCAAAGUGCCAAUCACCCCUCUGAACCUAUCAACCCCUCAUAUGAACAAUUCAGGUUUCCCUCAUAUUACAGAAAUGACCAUAAGCUGGACCCCCUUGCAGAGAUGUCAUGUAAGCAGAAGAGCCUCUGCACUAUGAUGCAACAGCAGUUGUCUACAAAAGCCAAACCCUCCCUGCAUUCCCAGCUCAUGCAAAACCGAAAGCCCUGGCCCUCACUGGAACAAGGUCUGCUGCAGCCAGUUCAUACUGAAACAGGUGCCUCCAAACGCUGUGUAGAUGAGGAGAUACAAGCAGCAAAUGCAGAGCAGCAAACAUCUGCCUGUAUAACAAAGGCUGCCAGUGCCCAACGAAUACCUUGGACAAUAAAUGGUUCUUUUGCUUGGCGUCAGGCCAGUUUGAGCUCUUCCUUGGCUGAGUCGAGAGCGAGAGCAGUAAUGUUAAGAGUGCCUCCACUCGUUCCAGGACGACUACAGGGUGCCUCAAUGUCCUGUGACCCCAAAGCUCUUUACAUCAUUUCCACCCCUGUUCCUCUUGUGCCGAGGCCACAUCUCUCCCACACCCUUUACAAGGCCUCUCGCAGAGUCUCCUCGCAUGAGCAAGGCCACUGACGCAGCGUCUUUGCUCAACACCACAGAUGUUGCAUCAACUACCUGUAUUUCAUACUGGAAAUGUACAAUUUAUUUUCUAUGCUCAGUGGAAAUUAAAGCCAUUUCUAAUUUUUCUGCCUAUUUUUUCUUGUAAUUUAGUUAGGCUUUCAAGGUCUUAAAACCUUGGACAAUGCAAUGGACUGGUCCUGCU
This is a messenger RNA of Paramisgurnus dabryanus, 3365 nucleotides long. It is a transcript of the gene ttll6, whose product is annotated as tubulin tyrosine ligase-like family, member 6. Gene Ontology annotation, molecular function: tubulin binding; tubulin-glutamic acid ligase activity. Gene Ontology annotation, biological process: protein polyglutamylation; microtubule cytoskeleton organization. The record is from RefSeq and is a predicted model, not a curated record. Gene Ontology annotation, cellular component: ciliary basal body. NCBI's taxonomy places the organism in Eukaryota, Metazoa, Chordata, Actinopteri, Cypriniformes, Cobitidae.